Messenger RNA from Arachis stenosperma, 2597 nucleotides. RefSeq lists its product as uncharacterized. Bases 313 to 2349 code for a protein of 678 amino acids. Lineage: Eukaryota; Viridiplantae; Streptophyta; Magnoliopsida; Fabales; Fabaceae. The transcript is spliced from 7 exons. The record is from RefSeq and is a predicted model, not a curated record.
GCGGCAAUUUCCCGAAAACUAUAUAUACCGAUCUUUCAAUCCCCAAAUUUUGCCCUAGAAUACGCUUCUAACAGCCGCAACCCCAAAACCUCUCUAGUCUCUACCAAACCACUCUCCUUUCCCCCUUUCUCUCUCUACUCUCCUUCCUCAAAUCCCACUAUUUAUCACUCCAUUCCUACCUCCUAAUCACUCUCUUCGUAAGAUUUCCCUCUGUUUUUUUUUCUUUGUUUUAUUGCGAGGUUCUUCUGAAGAAGGGAAGAAAAGGGGUUUUGGGAGUUCUUGUGUUUUUUGGUUGGUUUGGUCUAUGGAAUUAUGGAUGCUGUAGAAUUGCCUCUCCCCGUAGACGUGGCGGCAGCACCUAAAUUGAUGGGAUCGGAGGGUUUUGGCAGAGUUGGGGUUUCCGUUAAGGACGAAGACCCUCGCCCCCACAGACCUUAUUCUACCUCAAUUGAGUGCUGCAACUCUCGUCUUCUUGAAACUGCCAGUGUUGUCACACCAGAUGUUAUAAGUAUGAAAACCAAUGCCGAGUUUCCUUCUCUCAUCAAGGGUGAGGAGUUAUCCAAGAAUCUGCCUGGUGUUAUUAGCAAAAUUUGUCCUGUAGAUAGUGCAAGACUAGAAGGUGUACCGUUACAACGAAAAACAGCAAAAGCUAGCAGGAGUAAUAAUAGUUCAUGUUCAAAGAAGCCACGAAUAUCACAAUUAGAAGAUUUUACUAGCCCUAGUGGGAUUGAGGAGUCAAAGGAUAGCUCUGAUAAGCUUGGAUUGCAGAAUUUGAAGUGUACUUCUCCAGAUAAAAUCCAAGUAUCAAAGCAGAAGAGCAAUGCUAGCAAGCGUAGUGAUAGGAGGAACUUUAAAAUCCCAUCAGUUAAGUCAAAAUUUGAGUCAUCUAUGAAGAUGGGUGCAUCCAUGUUCAGUUCUGCCUGUGGAGGGAACAACUUUUUUGGAUUAUAUGGUCUGAAACACGACUUUCAUGAUGCCACUACGCUUGUGGAUGAACCACCAUUGGAUGAACUCCUAAAAGGAGCUUUUGAUCGGCUCUCUUUAAGCAAAGAUAAAGGGAAGAAUGCAUCUCGCACGAAUGAAAGUUUUGUGAAUUCAAUCAGGAAGGCUUGCUCUAUUAUUCAAUUCCGAAACUCUGUUCAGACCCAAAAUAUGGCUGAGAUGGAUUGCUCCUCUAAUAAGUCGAUGCCUAAUUGCCAAUUGAGCUCAGGAUGUGUAGGUGAAGGUUUUGGUGAUGGGGAUAAUGAACAGUCUUGCACAACUGUCAUGUCUUCAUGUACGAAGGAUCCUAGUAGUGAAACAGAAACUAGAGCUAGUCCACUUGACUUUCCAUUAUGUCAACCUAAAGAUGUUUUGGAACGGAUUGCACUCCAUCCAUCCCGAGAUUUGGAGUCUUUGCUACUUGAUGUAUCCAAGCCUGCGAUUACCACAAAGAAUAGUAGUGACCUACGCUCAGGCAAGCAGGUAUUACGUAGGCCAUGUUUGCCAGCAUUUCCAUGGUCACAUGGUUUUGGUGGUCAUUCUAGAAGCAACCCUGACACGGUUAAGUUAUCAACAAGUAGAAACAUAUGCCAAGGUAAAUGGGCAAGAAUAAAUGUCGUUGCUAGCUCUACAGCUAUUGAUCGCAGUUGUUUCACAAACCUUGAUUCAUUCAAUUAUGAUCAGAGCCUUGUUCCUUCAACUGGUAGAUCAGCCAAUAAAAGUUGUCCAUCUUUAUUUGCUAAUCUUCCUAUUCGUCAGUGCGAUUCAUCAUCUACCGUCACAUGUUCUAAGGAUUCUCAGGCCAAUGCAGAAUAUGAAAGCCAAGCAGACACCAAAUUUUAUGAGGAACAGUGUCCACGAGUAUUAGCUGCUGCGAGAACUCUAUGUGAAAUUGCAAUUCAUUCACCAAGGCAGAACCAAGAUGGAUUCCUAAGAUGGCAAAGGAAAGCUUCACAUAAGGCCACAAAAGCAUACAAUUUCAAAUCAACUGAGAAACUGGAACAAGUUCCCUUGACACCUGUUUCAGUGGCUGGAUCUGACAUGGUGGUCCGAAGGGUAGAGCAGAUAAUGCCCUCAAAGAAGCCAAGGAUUUCAACUUUUGAAAAUAAAAAUAUUGUUCACUCCAACAAUAAUAAUGUUAAAAAGGGAAACUACACUUGGUCGACUUCAAAAUCAAGUAGGUCAUUCCCUCCUAAACCAGUUAGGGACUCAGUUUUGGAAAACAAACGCACAACUGCCAGCACCCAUAGACAAAAUUCUAUGAUGCCUCCACCUGCGAGAGAUUUAGAUAAGGCUUAUGGUGGUCAACAGCAAGUUGGAAAGUUAUUGUUAACGGAUUGGAAAAGGGGAAGAGACAAGUCUGAUUGAUCAAUUGAUAUUCAGUGUAAGAUGCAUUAGUGGUUGACUGCCAUUGUGAUUUGUAAGUGUUAGGUUAGCUUAAGGUUGCUUUGUGUAUAUAUUAGUAUAUUAUGCUUGCUUUAGCUGCAAGCCCGCGAUGAGCUUGUUGCAAGUGCUCAUGUUCAAGAGCAAACAUGAUUCAAAUGUUGUAAGAUUAAAUACAUGUGUACAAAACAAGAGAAUUCUUUGCUUAAUGUAGAGCACGAGGCAAUAGCAUU